AUUUUGAACGACUCGUUCAUGACCUGCACAUCUCUCGAGAACGUGCAGCGACAAGUUUCUCCUCGAUUAGCAACCGAUUCCACGACGUAAACACAAUAUUUCAACAGACAUAGUUUGUAAUGGAAAAUCAACACGUUACCAGGAGGACUGCAUCGCUGUCGCCGUUUUCCGAAUAUUAAAUAGACGGCUUCCACGUAAGAGCAACGCCAUUCGUGCUGUCCUCUGCUCUGCUAAAUGCUAGUUGAAGUAUUAAAGGAAGUCUCCAGCCAAACAGCAGGAUUGCACUGUGGACCUUCGACGUUAACAUUUAAAGUGAAAGUACACAAAACAAGUUGGCAACUUGGCACGCACACAAUGUGCAGGCAGACAUGGGUAAUGGCAUCAAUAAGGUUCUUCCAGAUCUGUAUCUUGGAAAUAUCAAAGAUGCCCGUGACAAGGAUCUGCUGACGCAGCACAAUAUCACCCACAUCCUGUCCAUCCACGAUACAGCUGCACCUGUCUUAGAGGGCAUAACAUAUCUUUGUAUAUCUGCAGCUGAUCACAAGAAGCAAAAUCUGAUCCAGUACUUCAAAGACAGCAUCGUGUUCAUUCAUAAAUCCAGGGCGAAAGGAGAGGGCUGCCUUGUCCACUGUGUGGCAGGGGUGUCUCGUAGUGUGACACUGGUGGUGGCCUACAUCAUGACCGUGACCGGUCGGGGUUGGGUAGAGUCCCUAGCAGCAGUGAGGGCAGCACGGCCAUGUGCAGGACCCAACCUGGGCUUCUUACGUCAGCUGGAGGAGUUUGAGAACACAGAACUGAAACAAUAUCAGAACUGGUGGAAGACACAUUAUGGGAAACAGUCACUCCAUGAUGAAGAGGAAGUUGGAAAACUCUUAAUGCACAGAUCUGAAGGCAACGGCAGUGCCUUCCCAACCAUCAUUACAAAAACUCUGGCCACGAGUGGCUCGUGAAAGUCACAAAGUCCUCCACUGCCACUCUUUUGGACUCUCAUUAUUACCACUACACAUCGGUGUAUGCCGUCUUGGGAACAGAGUAAUUGGACCACAACAAAGUAUUGAAUAAGAUGUUGUCCAAGCUUGCAUGUCAAUUCAUGGGAGUUAUACGAGUCCAUCAACUAAAGACUACUGGCAAUCUUUUGACCCUUCCCUAAACAAUAGCACUCCUGAUAACCUUAAAGGGGACCUAUUAUGCUCAUUUUUGUCGCUUUUUAUUGAGUUGUGGACUUUGAAUUAAAUUGUGCAGGGUUGGUCAAGUGAUGUUUUUUUUAAUACAACUUGUUAAGCAUGUUAAAAAACAAACCCUGACAACGAUCAGACUAUACUACACUUGAGAUCAUUGCUAUUGGUGUGUGGAUCACACCAAUAGAUCCCCCGCCAAGUAACUAGUCUGUGCUUAGGUCGGCAUAUUUUGUAGAGCCGAAACUUAAUUUAUAUUUUGUCAUAUCGUAAAGGCAUUGCAAUAAAAUGUGGGGAAUUCUUUUCCACACCGUCAGUCCCAUGACAAGACAUCUUCUUGGUCCUAACUGUCAAAACAACACGCAAGGGCAGUCAAGCAUAAAACCACGGGAAGAAAAAAAAGUUUUGUAUUUAUAUGUGUGUGUGUGUGUAUAAUUUUCUUUUUAAUAUAUAAGGUGUGGAGAGUCAAUGUGAAUUUUGAAGCACCCCCCCCCUCCCCAAGUUGCCUUCACAAAAUAUGAGCAUUUUUCAUUGAUGGAAAUUGAUGAUGGAUUUUAUACAUUUGUGCAAAAUAUAAAUACACAUUUUUGUAUUUACUUGGAAUUGUUUCAUCAUUGAUUUGGUUUUUAUAAAACAGAAGUGGAAAAUCAAUAAACUGAAACAUAUUUUAA
Doryrhamphus excisus (bluestripe pipefish) is the source of this 1846-nucleotide messenger RNA. Its product is annotated as dual specificity protein phosphatase 22-B-like. NCBI's taxonomy places the organism in Eukaryota, Metazoa, Chordata, Actinopteri, Syngnathiformes, Syngnathidae. Gene Ontology annotation, molecular function: protein tyrosine phosphatase activity. Gene Ontology annotation, cellular component: cytosol. The record is from RefSeq and is a predicted model, not a curated record. Gene Ontology annotation, biological process: protein dephosphorylation; signal transduction.